AGGAAGCUUCAAGGAGGUCCUGAGCUUCGACCCAAUGAUUACAAGAAGCAGGGUGAUGCUGAACCUAAGAAACAAUCCAAAGAUACUGAGACCAAAGAGCCCUCUGUUUUGGAAGAUCUUGCGGUAGCUGCAAGAGGUGGGAUGGAGACUUUUUUAAGGCCUGCCUUACAUCGUGUGUACAUGACACGAGCUUCUAAUUACAAAGAUGCUCUUGCAAGCUUUAUCAAAGGUUACCAUGAGGGUGUCCAGCAAGUUAUGCAGAGCAUAGAAGAGUCUGAUGAAUCAUCCGACAACUCUAGAAAGACUACAUGAGCUUUACUUUGUUGCUAGCUCCAGAAUCUUGGAUUAGGUGAUUGCUGACUGUGCUGCUUUGCUAGAUCUUGGAUUCCUUUAAUUGUACCACAAGAAUCCAGAGAUUUCUAUCUACCAUGGUAGUCUUUUGUGCAAAAAUGUAGCCUGUUUGUGAUUCAAAUACUAGUAAGAGCAAAUAUAUAUAUAUAUAUAUA
Messenger RNA from Raphanus sativus (radish), 506 nucleotides. RefSeq lists its product as uncharacterized. The record is from RefSeq and is a predicted model, not a curated record. The transcript is spliced from 2 exons. The annotation marks the transcript as partial. NCBI's taxonomy places the organism in Eukaryota, Viridiplantae, Streptophyta, Magnoliopsida, Brassicales, Brassicaceae.